AGAGUCUCACAAAAACCCUCCAAAACUACUUCAAGGAAAACGAUGUAAACAAUAUAACAACCCCCCUCCUAUGGGACGCAAUGAAAGCGGUCACCAGAGGAGCUUGCAUAAAAGAGAAAACAUUCCUUAAAAAACAAACCUCCUCAAAAAUUA
Messenger RNA from Podarcis lilfordi (Lilford's wall lizard), 153 nucleotides. NCBI's taxonomy places the organism in Eukaryota, Metazoa, Chordata, Lepidosauria, Squamata, Lacertidae. The record is from the annotation of a GenBank genome assembly.